AUGAAUAGUCUGAAGGAGUAUGUAAAGAACAUAGACUUUGGAGUUGUAGACGAUCCAGAAAUAUUGGAUAACGUCUAUAACGAAAUAGACGGGCAGGAAAGGAUACUGAUCUUGGAUGUCGAAACAACUUAUCAGAUGGAAAAUCUUGUGAGAAGAAGUAAUUCUAGGCAGAUACUAGAUCUUUUUAGAAAACUGGAUAUAGAACAGAUUAUGACUAAGAAGCUGGGAUCCAGAGUCCUUGAGGUAAUAUAUGAUGUUAUCUUUGAUAUGAUCUAUGUUCAAGGCCAAAGUAUUGAUGUUGAAGUGUUUGUAAAGCCUGUGGAAGAUGUGCUGAAGACCAAGUUCUUCGACACAAAUGCUACACAUAUUAUUAGAAAGGUUUUCCAGCUGGUAAGUGGAAAAAAGAUCCGAGGAGACAAGAUUCAGUCCUUUAGCUCUGUAGCUCCUGGGCACAUAGAGAGAUACAAAGAGACAAUCACCGAGUUGAUUCCCCGUCUUUCGAAGGAAGACAGUUUUAUCACGCUACUGGUAUAUACUUAUUGCUACCGAAGUAAAAGUAUCAUCCAGGAAGUAGUAAAAUGCCACUUCACCUGGGAAAAAGCUUGUGACCCGUUGAAAUCCUACUUUUUUGAAAAAAUAGUAAGGCUGGCAGGAAGGAAAACAAGGAACUAUAUCUUUGAAGAAAUCAAAGACAAAGUGAUGGAAAUAUGUAAGGAUAGAUAUGGAAAUUACUUUAUUGGCGAGUUUAUUCUCCACCAUCACGAACAAGCCGAUUAUUUUUAUAAGGAGAUAAACUUGUCCGAAUUUAGCAGGAAUUCCAACAUAAUCAUGAAGCUUACACAUUCCCUGAUAAAGGCAAAGUCGUACUCAAAUGUCGACAAAAUAAUGAGGGACUUCUACUUAGAAAACGGAGAUGACAUUAUAUCUUGUACAUUUGGUGGUGUCGAAGGAAAUUUCAAGCAAAAAUAUGCUCCGAUGCUCUCCGAGCUUAUGAAGCUUCCUAAUUCACGUAACUACGGGAUAAAUGCUGCUUUCGGAAAAAAGUUCUGCUCCAGAUGGAUCAGAUCGAAAGGAGGAAUUGAACUUCUCCAAGGGUAUUACGAAGGAACAGACGAUAACAGUUCAAAAAAGAACUUUACUAAACGGAUUGAAAGACACCUGCCUCUUAUGGCGGAUAGAAAGGAGUGCAUCAGAAUUCUUGAAUUUAUGAAAGCAUACGGAUCACAGAGAGCUGGUAGAGAAAUAAAGAGAAGACACCAGCCCGCGAAGAGAGAUUUCCAAAGACAUCAAAAAGAUAUUUCAAAUUCAGUAAGGUAA
Messenger RNA from Encephalitozoon intestinalis ATCC 50506, 1317 nucleotides. RefSeq lists its product as uncharacterized. Gene Ontology annotation, molecular function: RNA binding. NCBI's taxonomy places the organism in Eukaryota, Fungi, Microsporidia, Unikaryonidae. Gene Ontology annotation, cellular component: nucleolus; preribosome, small subunit precursor; 90S preribosome. The record is from RefSeq and is a predicted model, not a curated record. The transcript has a single exon. Gene Ontology annotation, biological process: endonucleolytic cleavage to generate mature 5'-end of SSU-rRNA from (SSU-rRNA, 5.8S rRNA, LSU-rRNA); endonucleolytic cleavage in ITS1 to separate SSU-rRNA from 5.8S rRNA and LSU-rRNA from tricistronic rRNA transcript (SSU-rRNA, 5.8S rRNA, LSU-rRNA); ribosomal small subunit export from nucleus. Bases 1 to 1317 code for a protein of 438 amino acids.